Messenger RNA from Aplosporella prunicola CBS 121167, 1176 nucleotides. RefSeq lists its product as uncharacterized. Bases 1 to 951 code for a protein of 316 amino acids. The transcript is spliced from 3 exons. Lineage: Eukaryota; Fungi; Ascomycota; Dothideomycetes; Botryosphaeriales; Aplosporellaceae. The record is from RefSeq and is a predicted model, not a curated record.
AUGGAGAUGGAGUCGAAGUACAAGGCUCUGGAUCUCGGUGUCAAUAUUGCUAUUUGUGAGAAAGCAUUGGUGCUCUGUGCGCCGCAGGUGGUGUUGAGAAUGACAGUCGAUAGGCUUCGUGGCAGGGAGGUUGGAGCUGUGUUGGCGGGGGAGAAGAAGGCCAGUCUAGCGGUCAAAGGCGAGGAGGCUCGUCCAGAAGCUAAAGAGAGCGAGGAAGGCUCUACGGAGAAUGAGGGCGAAGAUGCUAAGUCCGAUAGCAGCAGUACGACGCCGUACCAGGAGCUCCUGCGCCGGCUCCUGCAGGAGAAAGAAGCCGAAAACGCGGCUCUCAGGCGCGAGAACAAAGACCUGCACGCCCUGUUCAGCUCUGACAAGCAGCCAGGCUUCGCACCCGCUCCUCAAGUCUGCGCUCCUCAAGACUUCGCUCUUCAAGUCUCCGCUCCUCAAGCAUUCGCUCCUCAAGCCUCCGCCGCUGCUCAAGUCUUCGCUCCCGUCGCCGGUCCCGUUCCCGCCGGCCUCACCAUGAUCGACCUCACGUACCGCGCGUCCAACUCGCCGACCCUGCCGGUCGCGGCGUCGCCUCCGCCCCCGUCUCUCAGCACCGAGCAGCAGAUAGUGAAUCUCGAAGCGCAGAACCAGGCGCUGCAGCACAAGGUGCAGCAGAACACGGAAGUGAUGAACGAGCUGCUGGCCGAAGUCCGCACCCUCCGCACCCGCCAACACUGGACGCAGCUCGUGCUCGGCUGCCGCGACCUGCGCACCCUGACCGUCAUGAACCACAACAUCUGCCACAAGCUGCGCCGCGGCGAGAUGGGGCUCGACCUCGCUGCCGUGCUGCACCCGAUCAUGCUCGCCCGCCGCGACGCCAUCGACCCCGCUACUAGGCCGCAUGAGCGCGAGGAGUGGCUGCUGACUAGGAUGCUGAGGGAGGGGGGGGAGCUGCCGUUUUAGGUGGUCGUCUUGCUCUGGGUGAGACGGAGGGAGGCGUGGGGUUGGGUUGGGUUUCUGCAGAGCAGAGUGCAGCAGAUGUACCUAGGUUAGAUCCCUCCAAAACUCAAAUCAGUCGCGUCAAUACCUAGGUCGGCUCAAUUUGGCACUGAGCGAGCAGCGAGGCUAGGUUAUAUAAACCAGAAAGGCACAGGUAUAUGAACCAAAAAAGGCACUUGCCAUUUCCCC